Molecule: messenger RNA, 1643 nt
Organism: Fusarium odoratissimum NRRL 54006
Lineage: Eukaryota; Fungi; Ascomycota; Sordariomycetes; Hypocreales; Nectriaceae
Exons: 5
Coding region: 44-1633 (529 amino acids)
Biological process (GO): transmembrane transport; amino acid transport
Cellular component (GO): membrane
Molecular function (GO): transmembrane transporter activity
Source: RefSeq, a predicted model, not a curated record
AGACGAAUUUGACUAUAAAAACAUUAUUAACCUUUGUUUGAAUAUGGGCGAGCUCGAGAAGUAUAACGUGGCUGUUGAUAAAGACGCCAUGAGCCUUGAGGGUGAUACCGGAGUUUCGAGCGAUGAUGCCCUGCGUCUUGCGCAGCUGGGUCAUACGCAGGAACUUCGAAGACAGUAUUCUCUCUUUUCUCUCUGUGCUCUAUGCGUUUGUCUCAUGGCGACAUGGGAAGCUUUAUCCUCUGUCGUCGCUACAGCUCUCAUCACCGGAGGAGCACCGUGUCUCUUCUACAACUAUCUAUUAUCAGCAGUAUGCUCAAUCUGCAUCGCCAGCUCUCUCGGCGAGAUCGCCUCUAUUUAUCCUACAGCUGGAGGUCAAUACCACUGGGUAGCAGCCCUUGCGCCCGCUUCGAUUCGAUCGACCGCGUCUUGGGUCACAGGAUGGGUUAGCAUUGGCGGACAAGUUGUUCUCACCUCUUCUGCUGCUUUUGCUGCUGGGCUGCAGAUGCAGGCUCUUAUAAUUGUGAACAACGAGACGUAUGUUCCUGAGCGGUGGCAGGGCAUGUUGUUCUACUGGCUGGUUCUGGUUUAUGCGCUUGCUCUUAAUAUUUGGGGGGAUAGGCUUUUGCCGUAUAUCAAUACGGUAUCGGGCGCUAUCCAUGUCAUCGGCUUUGUUACGAUCGUUGUUGUUCUUGGUGUUAUGGCACCCAAGAACUCGGCUUCUUUUGUCUUUACAGAAGUCACCAACUCUAGUGGCUGGUCUAACGAUGGUGUCUCUUGGCUCGUCGGCCUCUUGAGUGCCGUGUAUCCGUUCCUCGGAUACGACGCCGCCUGCCACUUAGCAGAAGAGAUGCCCCACGCCAGCCGUAAUGUUCCACUCGCUAUGGUCGGUAGUGUGACCGUCAACGGUCUCAUGGGUCUUGUCUACGUCAUCAUCUUUCUCUUCUCAACCGGCCCCCUCGAGAAGCUCCUCGCAACACCCACUGGUUUCCCCUUCAUGCAGAUCUUCCUUGACGCUACCAAGAGUCAAGCGGGUUGCACUGUUCUCUCCGUUAUCAUUACCUGCACUGCUGUUGCAGCGACUGUCGCGGGUGUCACUUCUACGUCAAGAACGCUGUGGGCUUUUGCGAGAGAUAAGUCAACACCGUUUGACAAGCAGCUCAGCAAGGUCGACAAGCGUCUUCAGAUUCCUGUUUACGCUGUCGUGGUUGUUACUGUUCUCCAGAUGCUGCUUGGUCUCAUCUACCUUGGCAACACCACUGCCUUCAAUGCCAUUCUUUCCAUGUCAAUCAUUGGCAUGUAUGUCAGCUAUGCAUUCCCCAUCAUCGCCAUGCUCUUUGCAAGGAAGAGUCUUCAAACCUCCAAUGGCUUCGGUCCUUUCAAGCUCGGACAUAUCGCUGGUCCAGCUGCCAACGUUAUUAGCUUGAUAUGGAUUACUGUCGUUGUCAUCUUUAGCACUUUCCCAUCUGCUAUGCCAGUUACACCGCAAAACAUGAACUACUCCAUCGUUGUCAUGGCUGGAUGGCUCUUUGCUGGCAUUGCGUACUAUGUGUUCCGCGGGAAGUAUAAGUUUGAGGUUCCUGUCGUUGACUUUGACGUUGUUGAAGGUCUUCGUGAUGGAGUUCAUGACAAAUAAGUUGGAUAGU